CGCGGAGGAUGCGGCGGGGAGCGGGCGCUUUUGUGUUAGCCCGGAGCGUCUGCGCGGGGAGGCAGCGUGUGGAGGAAUCCAGCGAUAACCCCGGGGCGCGGGAAGGGGCCGGGCGGCCGGGCGCGGGUCCUGCCGUCCGGCGGAGCGCCCCGAACUACCGGAGGGGGUGCUGGCGGCGUGGCCGCCCAAUCCGCACGAGGCCGGCCCCCGUGAUUGGCAGUGGCGGGCGGAGGGGGGGCGAGCCCGGCUCGCUUACUCUGCUUUCCCCGGAGAGUUUCCCAGCGAGGGCGGCUGGGGCUGCGUCUCCCUUCGGCGCUGCCGGCAUUUCCCCCCUCGGGGCUGCUGCCGAGCGUUGAGCCGGGGGAGGCGGCGGCAGCAGCAGCAGAAGAGAGCGAGGGAAGCAACCACUUGAAUCAGUUUCUCUCUGUAUCCGGCUCCGGGCAGAGGCGGCGACCAUAGCGGGGAGGAGGGGAGAGGGGGAAAAAGCGGCUACCGCAGCGGCAGCGGCGGCAGCAUGGGGGCUCCCCGUGCCACCUUGCCGCCGAGGUGCUGAAGGACUGGUGCUCGCCGAGACGCCACUGAGAGGUUUGUCCUCCCUUCGGGAGCUACGCGGCCUCAGCUGCCAAAUGUGCGGAGGGGAGAGACUUUUGCUGAAAAUCCCCCGAUCGUAAAUACACAGAAAGCGGAAGAAGAGCCACCGCCGAGAGGCUGGAGGAGGAGGGGAGGGGGACAGCAAUAUUGUUUCUGCUGUAGUCAGGGAGGCUGAUGGCGGAGUUUGGCAGCGGCGGCGGCACCGGCGGCGGGGGGCUCCCUGCCUCCCCGGGGCCGGUCCAGGGGAAGGUGGCAUUCAAGGCAGGAGACGGGGAAGGAGGAGGCGGAGGUGGCGGCGGGAGAUCCAGCUGUGACAGUGCAGGCAGCCGGGUCUCCAACGGGGACUGUGCCUUGGCGGGAGCCGGCGAGGAGCCGGGAUCAGCUCCUCCGGCAAGCCCGGAGAGCAGCGGCAAGGAGAAAGGAUUUUCCACCAGUCAACAACGAGAAGGCAAACCCGGCAUCCCCCGGAGGAGCAGCAUAAUUAAGGAUGGUACGAAACAAAAGCGAGAACGGAAAAAGACUGUGUCAUUCAGCAGUAUGCCAACUGAGAAAAAGAUCAGCAGUGCAAGUGACUGUAUAAAUGCGAUGGUCGAAGGCUCUGAGCUCAAAAAGAUUCGAUCCAACUCCAGGGUGUAUCACCGAUACUUUCUUCUAGACGCAGAUAUGCAGUCUCUACGCUGGGAACCUUCAAAAAAGGAUUCUGAAAAAGCAAAGAUUGAUAUUAAAUCAAUCAAAGAAGUAAGAACGGGAAAAAAUACAGAUAUUUUUCGCAGCAAUGGAAUAUAUGACCAGAUAUCAGAAGACUGUGCAUUUUCAAUUAUAUAUGGAGAAAACUAUGAGUCACUAGAUCUUGUUGCUAACUCAGCAGACGUUGCAAAUAUUUGGGUUACUGGCUUAAGAUACCUGAUUUCUUAUGGAAAGCAUACUCUAGAUAUGAUAGAAAGUACUCAAGAUAAUAUGCGGACUUCAUGGCUUUCACAAAUGUUCAGUGAAUCAGAUGUAGAUAAUUUGGGACAUAUACCCCUGUGUAAUGCUGUACAGUUUAUAAAAGACUUAAAUCCUGGUUUAAAAACUAAUAAAAUUGAACUAAAAUUCAAGGAGUUACAUAGAUCCAAGGAAAAAACUGGUACUGAAGUAACAAAAGAGGAGUUUAUUGAAGUUUUUCAUGAGCUUUGUACCAGACCUGAAAUCUAUUUCUUAUUAGUUCAGUUUUCAAGCAAUAAAGAAUUUCUUGAUACCAAGGACCUCAUGAUGUUUUUAGAAGCAGAACAGGGUAUGGCACACGUCACGGAAGAAAUAAGCCUUGAAAUUAUUCAGAAAUACGAGCCAGCCAAAGAAGGCCAGGAAAAGGGUUGUCUUUCUAUAGAUGGGUUUACGAAUUACCUUACGUCACCAGACUGCCACAUAUUCGAUCCAGAACAUAAAAAAGUUUGUCAAGAUAUGAAACAACCUUUAUCUCAUUAUUUUAUAAAUUCAUCCCAUAAUACGUAUUUGAUAGAGGAUCAGUUUCGAGGGCCUUCUGACAUCACAGGUUACAUUCGUGCUCUUAAAAUGGGUUGUCGUAGUGUUGAACUGGAUGUAUGGGAUGGUCCAGAUAAUGAGCCUGUGAUUUACACAGGACAUACAAUGACAUCGCAGAUUGUCUUCCGUAGCGUGAUUGACAUUAUUAACAAGUAUGCAUUUUUUGCUUCAGAAUACCCUCUUAUUUUGUGUUUAGAAAAUCAUUGUUCUAUUAAGCAGCAGAAAGUGAUGGUACAACACAUGAAGAAAAUUUUGGGGGACAAACUACAUACACAGUCUCCAAACAUUGAAGAGACUUAUCUUCCAUCACCGGAAUCACUGAAAGGGAAAAUACUAAUUAAAGCAAAGAAGCUUUCCUCUAAUUGUUCUGGACUAGAGGGAGAUGUUACAGAUGAAGAUGAAGGAGCAGAAAUGUCACAGAGAGUGGGGAAAGAGGGGGUAGAACAACAAAACUCGAUGACGGGGAAACGAUUUCAGCUCUGCAAAGAACUUUCUGAGUUGGUAAGCAUUUGUAAGUCAGUUCAGUUCAAAGAGUUUCAAGUUUCAUUUCAGCUCCAGAAGUACUGGGAAGUGUGCUCAUUUAACGAAGUGCUUGCUAGCAAAUAUGCCAAUGAAAACCCAGGAGACUUUGUAAAUUAUAACAAACGUUUUCUUGCCAGAGUUUUUCCCAGUCCAAUGAGGAUUGACUCUAGUAAUAUGAAUCCCCAGGACUUUUGGAAGUGUGGUUGUCAGAUCGUAGCAAUGAACUUUCAAACACCGGGCUUAAUGAUGGAUCUUAACAUUGGUUGGUUUCGACAAAAUGGGAACUGUGGCUAUGUCCUUCGUCCUGCUAUCAUGAGAGAGGAAGUGUCCUUCUUCAGCGCGAAUACGAAAGACACCGUGCCUGGAGUUUCACCUCAGCUGCUUCAUAUUAAAAUCAUUAGUGGGCAAAACUUUCCUAAACCCAAAGGAUCAGGUGCCAAAGGUGAUGUUGUGGAUCCUUAUGUCUAUGUUGAAAUACAUGGAAUCCCUGCUGACUGUGCAGAGCAAAGGACGAAAACUAUGCAUCAGAAUGGGGAUAACCCAAUUUUUGAUGAAAGUUUUGAAUUUCAAAUAAAUUUACCAGAACUAGCUAUGGUGCGUUUUGUAGUGCUGGAUGAUGAUUACAUUGGGGAUGAGUUUAUCGGGCAAUACACUAUUCCCUUUGAGUGUCUACAGACUGGUUAUCGGCACGUUCCUCUGCAGUCUUUAACUGGUGAAGUUUUAGCACAUGCUUCCCUCUUUGUGCAUGUGGCCAUUACUAAUCGCAGGGGUGGUGGGAAACCUCAUAAGCGGGGCCUCUCUGUAAGGAAGGGCAAGAAAUCGCGGGAAUAUGCUUCUAUGAGAACAUUGUGGAUUAAAACAAUAGAUGAAGUGUUCAAGAAUGCUCUCCAGCCCAUUCGAGAUGCCACAGAUUUGAGAGAAAAUAUGCAGAAUGCAGUAGUUUCAUUCAAAGAAUUAUGUGGCCUCUCUCCUGUAGCAAAUCUUAUGCAGUGCAUUUUGGCAGUGUCUACGCGCUUGGUUGGGCCGGAUAAUACACCCUUGGUAGUACUGAAUCUCAAUGAUCAGUAUCCGACUAUGGAGCUCCAAGGGAUUGUUCCAGAGGUCUUGAAAAAGAUUGUAACAGCAUAUGACAUGAUGAUACAGACCAUCAGGACUCUAGUUGAAAGUACAGAUAGUUUAUAUGAGAAGAUAGUACAGUGUCAGAAAGCAGCAAUGGAGUUUCAUGAAAACCUGCACAAUAUAGGAGCAAGAGAAGGCUUAAAAGAAAGAAAACUGCAAAAAUCAGUAGAAAGUUUUACGUGGAACAUUACAAUUUUAAAGGGACAAGCUGAUCUGCUCAAAUAUGCUAAAAAUGAAGCACUGGAGAAUCUGAAACAAAUCCAUUAUGCCACUCUUACGUGUGGACUCAAUAAGCCAGGCACUGAAAAUGCAGAAAUCUCAAAGCCCCGUCGAAGUCUGGAAGUGAUACCUGAAAAAGCAGGUGAUGAAAAUGGAGAAUGAGAGAAUGCUCUUCUCGUAAUUAUGGAGUUUAUAACUCUGUGACCAAUUGUAGCUGCAUAGGACUUUUGCUUUGCACUUACUGUUGGAAAAUAUUUGGAAUUUUUAAAGCACAACUGGAGAAGCUAAUUGCAAUCUGUUGAAACUGUGAAUGUAUGUAGCAACUCUGCUUGUGAAGGCAAUGAUAUUGUGUAACAUGGAAAUUACAUUAUUGGCCAAAAUAUAGUAUAUAUGUAAAAGAUACUGUAAUUCAGUAAUAGUGUGCUGAAAAGUUCAUUAUAGUGCCAUAGGGAAAUGGACGUUUGUUGAGUGAGCUGUAACUAGAGGGGAAGUCAGCUGACAGAAUUUAACAAGAUGCCUUGAUUUUCAAACAAAUUGGAUGCACAGGUUCUUUAUUUCUUUGCACAAUUUGUUAAUUGUGCUGGUGAGGGGAAUUAUUCUUUUGAAAAUCAGGUCCAGAAAAGUAGAAUCCAUGUGUUCCACACUAUAUGUAAUUCAGCCGCUCAGAUAUUUGGGUUUGAAGUGGUAUUGAUUUUAUUGUUGAGCCAUAAAUUAAAAUGAGAAUGUAAUUAGACAGUGAUCACUGACUUCAGUGCACUAUAGGAGAGCCAUUAUGUAAAAGGAACGUGCAAUCAAUCUGAUAGCCUAUGUCAGAAGAAGAUACAUACCUAUUUUGCCUAAGAUCUUCUGCAAAUGUGUGUAGAUAAUGUGACCAAACUGCAAGCAAAAUGUUGUAAAUAGUUUUUCAUUUUGUGAAGUGAAGUGCUCAUAUUAAAGAGUUUUAUGAGAUUGCUCCCAGACAGUAAAGCUUUUAACUAAAUUUUAACUUUUUUAUUUUUCAAGUAUUUUCUUCCUUACCGAAUAGAUGAUAUCUCAAUAAGCAGGUUUGUCAAAAGAAAAAAUUGUUGUUCUGGUUCUGUUUUGGUUUUCUGACAACAUUAGGUAAAGGUAUUGUAGCUGAUAUGCUCAUUGUAAAAUGACUAUACCAACCUAGAGUGUUCUCUUACUGUUUCUGAUUUAACAAUAAAAUGGACUAUAUCAUUACAGAAGCUAAUAAAUUUGAAGAAAAACAAGCAAA
Columba livia (rock pigeon) is the source of this 5209-nucleotide messenger RNA. RefSeq names its product phospholipase C like 2 (gene PLCL2). The transcript has 7 exons. Gene Ontology annotation, molecular function: inositol 1,4,5 trisphosphate binding; GABA receptor binding; phosphatidylinositol-4,5-bisphosphate phospholipase C activity. Lineage: Eukaryota; Metazoa; Chordata; Aves; Columbiformes; Columbidae. Gene Ontology annotation, biological process: release of sequestered calcium ion into cytosol; phosphatidylinositol-mediated signaling; regulation of synaptic transmission, GABAergic. The coding region runs from base 766 to 4134 and encodes 1122 amino acids. The record is from RefSeq and is a predicted model, not a curated record.